Molecule: messenger RNA, 3180 nt
Organism: Equus caballus (horse)
Lineage: Eukaryota; Metazoa; Chordata; Mammalia; Perissodactyla; Equidae
Gene: CTSO
Product: cathepsin O
Cellular component (GO): lysosome
Molecular function (GO): cysteine-type endopeptidase activity
Source: RefSeq, a predicted model, not a curated record
UCCAGGGACAGAGUGAUGGGGACUAAGGAAGCGUCAGAGUCUCCAGGACGCCGCACCCCGCUCCGCUGCUCCCGCCCCUCAAACCCUGGGAGGGGCGGAGCAGAGGAAUCGAAAGAGAAAGUGGCGGAGGCUGGCGCCCCGGCCUUGGGCUCAGGGAUGGAGCUGCAGGCGCUGUGGCGGCUCUGGUUGCUCUGCUGCUGCUGCUGCUGCUGCAUCUGCUGUGGCUCCAGCGCCACCUUCACCUCCAACCGGCCGCGGAGCGGUGACCGACAGGCAGCCGCCUUCCGGGAAAGUCUUAAUAGACAUCGAUACUUGAAUUCUUUAUUUCCUAGUGAAAACUCCACUGCUGUCUAUGGGAUAAAUCAGUUUUCUUAUUUGUUUCCUGAAGAGUUUAAAGCUAUUUAUUUAAGAAGCAAACCUUCCAGAUUUCCCAGAUACCCAGCAGAAGUGCAAACAUCUCUCUCCAACGUGUCUUUGCCAUUAAGAUUUGACUGGAGGGACCGGCAUGUUGUAACACAAGUGAGAAACCAGCAGGCGUGUGGAGGAUGCUGGGCCUUCAGCGUGGUGGGUGCAGUGGAAUCUGUAUGUGCAAUAAAAGGGGAGCCCUUGGAAGACCUGAGUGUACAGCAGGUCAUUGAUUGUUCAUAUAAUAAUUACGGCUGCAGUGGAGGAUCUACUCUCAAUGCUUUGAACUGGUUAAACAAGACGCAAGUAAAACUGGUGAGAGACUCAGAAUACCCAUUUAAAGCACAGAGUGGCCUGUGCCAUUACUUUUCUGAUUCACAUUCUGGAUUUUCAAUCAAAGGUUUUUCUGCAUAUGACUUCAGUGACCAAGAAGACCAAAUGGCAAAGGCACUUCUUACUUUUGGCCCUUUAGUAGUGGUAGUAGAUGCGGUGAGCUGGCAAGAUUAUCUGGGAGGCGUAAUACAGCAUCAUUGCUCUAGUGGAGAAGCGAAUCAUGCAGUCCUCAUAACUGGGUUUGAUAGAACAGGAAGUACUCCAUAUUGGAUUGUGCGGAACUCGUGGGGAAGUUCCUGGGGAGUAGAUGGCUAUGCCCAUGUUAAAAUGGGAGGUAAUAUUUGUGGUAUUGCAGAUUCCGUUUCUGCUGUAUUUGUGUGAUAUGUUGGGAAGAUCAAGAGACCACUACAAAAAUGCAGGUUCAUCAUGAAAUGUAGUGUGGUCCUUCCUUUUUACCAUCAUUUACCUUUAGGCUUCAGCAACCACCCACAAAAGGUUCUGCUGCCUAGUAGUAUUUAAACUACGUUGUAAAAUUAUCCCUUCUUCUGGAGAGAGAGACAACCAAAGUCAGUAGGAAGAACACCAGCACCUGGCCUGGGAGGAAAUCUUUGGAAGUUUCCUACUCUGAGAUGAAGGUCAGAUUAGGAGAUAUUUUAGGUUUCUUCAAUUUGAAGAGGCUAUUAUCUGGUUUUGUCUGAUUGUUGUUUUUGUUUUUUUCCCCUUUUUUUUAAAUUUAAUUUUUUUUUCUUUUUUGAGUAAGAUUAGCCCUGAGCUAACAUCUGCUGCCAAUCCUCCUCUUUUUGCUGAGGAAGACUGGCCCCGAGCUAACAUCCAUGCCCAUCUUCCUCUGCUUUGUAUGUGGGAUGCCUACCACAGCAUGGCUUGACAAGCCGUGCCAUGUUCACACCUGGGAUCCAAACCAGCGAACCCCGAGCCACCAAAGUGGAACGUGUGAACUUAACUGCUGCGCCACCCGGCUGGCCCCCAUUUGUUUAUUUUUAAUGACGUACUUCUGGUAGGGUUAAAGGGGUGAUAAGAAAUUCUUUUCCUUUCUAGGAUAUAAUCACCAGCCUUAGCUUACUCCUUUAUGCAAGAAUAGCCAACCUAAAAUUAUCUGCGCCUCUCACAAUUCUAUCAGCAACCCUCUGAGAUGGCAUAUCGUAAGGAUUUUGAAAUACAAACUGCUUUACCUCAACAAACGGUGGUUACUUCUUGAACUGUAGAGUGAUCAUGUAGAAAGAAACAAAAGGACAGAAUCACUUUUUAAGAGAAACAGUUAAUGCGAUUGAAAUUAAAUGACCAAUAUGGCAGCUAUGUGAUAAGAAAAACUCGCGUAGUGUUGCCUGAGAGACAAAUUGUUAUUUGGACUUUGUCAUUGUCAAUAGGACUCCAGUAGAUUUUGUUUCUUAUUUUGUCUUCCCUCCAUUGGAGAACAAUGUGUUUUCCCACAUUUUCACACUCUUUCUCAUACUCUUUUCUGUGAAACUCCGAAGGUUUCCUGGCAGUUGGCUUCUCGGGCUAACGAAUUGUCUCAUUGUCUAUUUUCCUUUUCUAUUUUAUAACCAUUUAUUAUGGCUCCAUUGGUCUCUAAGCCUUUAUCGACAUCAGGAUCUCACCUUUCUCUUCCUCCCAUCAUUCAUAGGCACCGCCCCUUUCAAAGUCCAAUCUCAUUAAUCUGGAGUAUCAGCCAAAAUGCAAGUUCCCCAGUCUCUCUGUUUUCCCAAUCUUCUGCUUAUUUUUCCUAGACUCCCAUCCUAACUACUUUUUGUGCAUCCCUUUGGCUUUCACCUGGUUUCUAGUUCUUAAUGCUUGUGUUCUCUCUUGCAUAAAUCAUGAUGUGUGGUAAUGUGAGAACCUCAGAGCAUAAGAGCUGAUCUUCUGUUUGAAGACAAAUACAGCCAUAUUAAAUGAGUUCAUAUAAGAAAAUCAUAUCAAAUACUACAUAUAUUAAUAUUUCUUCUCUAAAAUUUAGGGUUGCUUUCUAAUGUGGAAUAUCUUAACAAAAACAAAAUUUUAAAUGUAGCAGCAACCACUAAAAAAAAUUGAGGACAUCCCAUUUUUCCUCUCACUGUUGGCCUUUAUUUAUCUAUCCGUUUUAUUAGAAGAAGAAAAUAAAAAAAAAACAAAACUGUAUUUAUUUUUCUCACACCAACCAGAAGCAAUCUCAAAAGAAUGUGUGUUGACUCAGGUUUAGAAGUCUUCCAGGAAGACAAUAUUGAUGUUUUAGUCGAUCAAUAUUCUAAUUAUCCAAGUAUGUCAAAAAGGAGCUUUGUCCUCGUUGUUGUAGUUUGUGUUCAUUUCCUGAUUUCUAUAAGACAUAAAUGGUUUUAUGGUACUCUUUUUUAAAUGCUAAAGAAUUCUUGCAAAUCAAAGUGAUAAAUACCUCUCGGCUCUUCUGGAUUUUGAUGACAUUUAUAAUAAAACAACCUAUAUUUAACUUUG